AUGGACGACAACGAGAAUGACAUUGUGAUGGAUGGUGAGGAUCACCGCAUGGCGGAUGGCCCUUCAGCUACCAAUGGCUUUCUAGAUCCGACGACGACUGGCGAGAGCUCACCCCAGGGGACCGUCAAUGGCCACAGCGCGGAUGGAACUGUGCAAGGCGAGGAGGACGACCCGACGGCUUACCCAGAGCGCUUGCGACGGCGUGGUUUGCUUCCCACAGGCUGCUGCUAUGACGACCGGAUGAAGCUACAUGCAAACGCAGACUUUGGACCCAACCCCCACCACCCAGAGGAUCCGUCGCGCAUCGAGUACAUCAUGAAGACCUUCAAGAAGGCUGGCUUGGUGUUUACCGGCUCCGACGCUGAUCUCAUCCGCAUCAUUCAGAACGAGCCGACCAAGUACAUGUGGCGGAUCCCGGCGAGAGAGGCUACGAAAGAGGAGAUCUGCUCUGUCCACCACCCAGCCCACUUUCUCUGGGUGGAGGCUCUAUCGCAGAAGACCACGCAGGAACUCCGGGAGCUUUCCACACGGAUGGACCAAGGACGAGACUCGAUUUACGUCGGCAGCAUGACAUACGAGGCCUCGCUUAUCUCAGCGGGCGGCGCCAUUGAGACCUGCAAAAGUGUCGUCGUGGGCAACGUGAAGAACGCGUUUGCCGUCAUCCGCCCCCCAGGCCACCAUGCCGAGUUUGACGCCCCCAUGGGGUUCUGUCUAUUCAACAACGUUCCGAUCGCCGCCAAGAUCUGCCAGGCCGACUACCCGGACCUGUGCCGCAAGAUUCUGAUUCUCGACUGGGACGUCCACCACGGAAACGGUAUCCAGAACCUCUUUUACGAUGACCCCAACAUCCUCUAUAUUUCCCUCCACGUCUACCGCAAUGGCGAAUUCUACCCCGGUAAGCCCGACAACCCGAUGACGCCCGACGGCGGACUGGAGCACUGCGGUGCUGGCGCAGGCCUGGGAAAGAACGUCAACAUUGGCUGGCAUGACCAAGGCAUGGGUGACGGCGAGUACAUGGCCGCGUUCCAGAAGAUCGUCAUGCCCAUUGCCCACGAAUUUGGCCCGGACUUGGUCAUCAUCUCGGCCGGCUUCGACGCGGCCGCGGGCGACGAGCUGGGCGCCUGCUUCGUGACUCCCGAGUGCUACGCCCACAUGACACAUAUGUUGAUGUCGCUCGCCAACGGGAAAGUGGCCGUCUGCCUCGAGGGCGGCUACGACCUUGAUGCUAUCUCCAAGUCGGCCCUAGCCGUGGCACAGACGCUGAUGGGCGAGCCGCCGCCGAAGAUGGAGAUUCCACGCCUUAGCCAUGAGGCGGGCAAGGUCUUGGCCAAAGUCCAGGCCUACCAGGCGCCGUACUGGGAGUGCAUGCGCGCCGGAAUCGUUGAUGUUCAGGAGAUGCAGGCGCAAGAGUCAUCGCGCUUACAUGAUGUGGUUCGGAGGGCCCAACGCCAGGUGCUGUCGGAGAAGCAUGGCAUGCUGCCGCUGUACAUCCAGCGGGAUAUUCUCUUCAAGUCGUUUGAGAAUCAGGUGCUGGUGACUAGGGGGAUCCAGUCUGCUCGUAGGAUCUUGGUGAUUGUGCAUGACCCACCGGAACUCCAUGCGCAGCCCGACCCGAUGAACAACUCGCUUGAGCCGCAUAACGCGUGGGUGACGGAUGGCGUGACCCGCUAUAUCGACUGGGCCAUCGAAAAAGGCUUUGGCGUUAUCGACGUCAAUGUACCUCACUACAUCACCCAUCCCGAGGACACGGAUGCAUUCACUGCGCGCUUCGAUGAAGGCACGCUCCAAGCCCAAGUGCAGGAGCUAAUGUGCUACAUCUGGGACAACUACCUCCAACUCUACGAUUCGGUUGAAGACAUCUUUCUCAUGGGCGUAGGUAAUGCCUAUCUGGGGGUUAAAGUCCUGCUCAUCAACCGCCUCGACGUCAAAUCCCGCGUAGCGGGUGUGGUCAACUUUGUCAAUGGCAACCUGCGGCCCGUCAAAUCCGACGUGGACGGCGAUCUCUCGUCGUGGUAUAAGGAGCACUCCCAGGUGUACGUAGCCAACGACCACGCCUGCUGGUCCGACCGGGACCUCACGCGCAAAGUCAUGAAGCGCCGCUUCGGCAAUGUUAUUCGCGCCCAGGUUAACGGGCUGACGCCUAUGAUGGGCGAGCACUUUGCGGAUGUGCAGCGGUUUAUUGCGGAGCGGGUGACGCAGGGAGGGGAGGGGCCGGAAGGUGGUAAUGAGGAGAUGGAGGAAGAGGAGAUUGGGGGUAGGAUGGGGUAG
Molecule: messenger RNA, 2268 nt
Organism: Dichotomopilus funicola
Lineage: Eukaryota; Fungi; Ascomycota; Sordariomycetes; Sordariales; Chaetomiaceae
Product: histone deacetylase clr3
Exons: 5
Coding region: 1-2268 (755 amino acids)
Biological process (GO): negative regulation of transcription by RNA polymerase II
Cellular component (GO): histone deacetylase complex
Molecular function (GO): transcription factor binding; histone deacetylase activity
Source: RefSeq, a predicted model, not a curated record